Neopelma chrysocephalum (saffron-crested tyrant-manakin) is the source of this 2171-nucleotide messenger RNA. RefSeq names its product ganglioside GM2 activator-like. Gene Ontology annotation, biological process: lipid transport; ganglioside catabolic process. Gene Ontology annotation, cellular component: cytoplasmic side of plasma membrane. The transcript has 4 exons. Lineage: Eukaryota; Metazoa; Chordata; Aves; Passeriformes; Pipridae. Bases 154 to 762 code for a protein of 202 amino acids. Gene Ontology annotation, molecular function: lipid carrier activity; enzyme activator activity. The record is from RefSeq and is a predicted model, not a curated record.
CGGAGGGAGGGGUCAUCGCCACCGCACGGGGCUUCUUAUCCCGCUGCUGUUGCCAGCCCGGUCCUGCCGCGGUACCUGCCCGCCGCUCGCAUCUCUGCCCCUCGGAGCUACUACCCGGCGCGCCCCGGACCCAUCCCGGACUGUUCCCGGAGGAUGCCGUGCGCGGGGCUGGCGCUGGCGCUCUGCGCGCUGCAGCUCGUCCCGGCCGCGCUCGCCGGGCCGCAGCCGCAGCUGCUGGUGGAGCGGAGCGGGGCCCAGCGGCUGAGCAAGGUUGGUGGCUUUGCCUGGGAGAACUGUGGUGACAAGACGGACCCCGUGGUGGUGCAGAGCCUCUCCGUGGCACCCGACCCCAUCAGCAUCCCAGGGAGCCUGCGUGUCAGUGCGGCCGUCAAAAACGGAAAGACCAUGGGUUCCCCUCUGAAGGCAGUGCUGACGGUAGAGAAGGCGCUGGGUGAGCUCUGGAUCCAGCUGCCCUGCAUUGACCAGCUGGGCAGCUGCACCUACAACGAUGUCUGCAGUAUUCUUGAUGACCUCAUCCCACCUGGCACAACCUGCCCAGAGCCCCUGCUCACCUACGGCAUCCCCUGCCACUGCCCCUUCAAAGCGGGCUCCUACUCCCUGCCAGCCAGUGACUUUGACGUGCCCGACGUGGAACUGCCUUCCUGGAUGACCAACGGCAACUACCGUGUCCGUGCGGUCGUCAGCAACGGUGGGGAGGAGCUCGCCUGUGUCAAAUUGGCCUUCUCCCUGCAGUCCCACUGAGGGGUUGGACACUGUCCCUCCUCUCCCCCCCCAUGGUUCCCUGUCCCAUCCCAUGCAGUUGCACCCUGACCUGUCCCAACUCAUCCCUGCGAGGUCCAUCCCUCCUGCUGUCAGGAGGAAGCAGCCUCUGUGCCCCUGCUUGGUGCCACCUUCCCUGCUACAACCAGAAAGGCCCCUCUGGUUCUCCUGCUGUCCCCAAACCCAUCACCAGUGUUUCACCUGCCUGGACAGGGUGGCCUUGGAACCUAACCCCAGUAUGACCUGGGGGUAGAUAGUUUUUACCCAGUUUCUCUUUCUUUUUUUGGUAAUCUUAUCAGGGCAAUUGUAGACAAAAACAUUCCAGGGAAAAGCAGUAUUUCUCAGAGCAGUCCAUGGGGAGGAAGGAGUGUUUGGGAGUGCUGUGGCAGGCUGGAGGGAUGCAGGACUACCUGUGGAGGGGGUCCCUGCUUGCCCCCAUCACCUCUGGCCAGAGCACAGGGCUUUGUUGCAGAGGUGUCCCCAAAGUGGCUGCAGAAGACCUGUCCCCACACAGCACCUCCGGGUCUGCCUUUGGUGCAUCCUUGUCCUGCACGGGAGACCAGCUUGGUGGCAAGAAGCACCUGGGAAGGCACCUCCCCAUGCCCCUCGUGCAGAAAACAUCAGGAACACAAGAGGACUGAAACCACCGGAGCCCCACAUGGACAUUCCCACUCACGAGGGACCAAGCGGCUGGUGAUGCUCCUGGCAGCAGGAGAGGUGGCUGGCUGAUGGCAGCACUCGCUCCACAGGGGGACACACACAGCUGUGAUGGGCUGCUGGGGCACAGCCUGGCCCAGGACCAGCCCCACUUAUCUCACUUUUCCACUGGGACUGAGCCGAGGCAGGAGGACACUGCAGUGGGACCAUCCUUCCCAUGUACUGACAGCGGCACCGCAACACGGAGCAGCAUCCUGAACGUGGGAUAACCGGGAGAUGACCAUGAAGACCAGCAGCCCAGAUCUUAUUUGGGGACCUCCUGGCUGUGGCUGGGGACUGUGGUGUGGAUGGGUAGCAUCCUUCCUGCUGCAGCUUUGGGCAGGGCGUGAGUCUGACAUCACCCCCCUGUGAGAGGUGCCCAGAGGGCAGAGGUGCAGGUGACCCACCAGCCACCCAUGUCCCUCACUGUCCCUGCCUGCUUGUGUUAUUUACCCCCUCCAUAGGGCUGGUCUCCUACAAGCACUUUAUAUGCCUUAACUACUGUGGGAAGUCCUGCACCACACAGAUGUGCUCCCACUGCCUUUCUGUGCCCUCCACUUGCUUCAUUUCAUCCCAUGGCUUUGCCUGGAGAAGAACUAACCCUCUGUCCCUGCUCCCCGCCAGCGCCUGUGCCAUGGCAGCAGCCUCCUUUUGGGCAGGUACUGCACAUUCUUAAUAAAUCUUUUUACCAGGAA